CUCUCGAUUCUCUCCUCCCCGCUUGUUUAUCCUAGAGGUAUAUCCCUCCCUCCUUGCAACUAAUGCUCACUCAUAGCUAGCUCAAAACACAGUAAAUUUGAGAGAGAAAGAAAGGCAAUAUGUUGAAACAAGAGAGUAGUGGUGGCGGAGGUGGUGACAACAGGGCUCGUGUAUGUGACACGUGUCGUGCAGCACCUUGCACUGUGUACUGCAGGGCUGACUCGGCAUACUUGUGUGCUGGGUGUGAUGCCCGUGUGCACGCAGCCAAUCGUGUGGCAUCACGCCAUGAGCGCGUAUCGGUGUGCGAGGCGUGUGAGCGUGCUCCGGCUGCCUUGUUAUGCAAGGCAGAUGCGGCGUCUCUCUGCACUGCCUGUGACGCAGAUAUCCAUUCUGCAAACCCACUAGCACGCCGCCACCAGCGUGUUCCAAUUCUGCCCAUUUCCGGUUGCCUUCACGGUUCCCCAGUAGGGCCUGCAGCCGGUGAGACUGAAGACCGGUUCACGACACAAGAGGGAGAAGAAACAAUAAGUGAGGAGGAGGAGGAUGAAGCUGCUUCUUGGUUGUUACUAAAUCCUGUGAAGAACAGCAAGAACCAGAAUAAUAAUGGCUUCUUGUUUGGUGGGGAGGUUGAUGAGUAUUUGGAUCUUGUGGAGUACAACUCAUGUACUGAAAAUCAAUGCUCUGAUCAGUACAAUCAGCAACACUACUGUGUUCCGCCAAAGAGUUAUGGGGGUGACCGUGCUGUGCCAAUUCAGUAUGGAGAAGGAAAGGAUCAUCAACAGCAACGGCAGUAUCACAAUUUUCAGUUGGGAUUGGAGCAUGAGCCCUCAAAAGCUGCUUACAGCUACAAUGGUUCGAUCAGUCAAAGUGUAUCCAUGUCAUCUAUGGAUGUUGGAGUGGUGCCAGAAUCAACAAUGAGCGAGAUCUCAAUCUCGCAACAUAGACCUCCAAAAGGGACAAUCGAACUUUUCUCCAGCACUGCUAUCCAGAUGCCAUCUCAACUUAGUCCAAUGGAUAGGGAGGCAAGAGUCCUGAGAUACAGAGAGAAAAGGAAGACGAGGAAGUUUGAGAAGACAAUCAGGUAUGCCUCAAGGAAGGCCUAUGCAGAGACCAGACCCCGGAUAAAAGGCCGAUUUGCAAAGAGAAAAGAUGUAGAAGUCGAAGAUGACCAAAUGUUCUCCUCCACACUAAUGGCAGAAACAGGAUAUGGCAUUGUCCCAUCAUUCUGAAUCCAGAGAGAAGGAAGAAGAAGAACAAAAAUCUCCGUAGAUGAGGAUUGUAUUAGUUAUUACUAAUGAUCUAGUACUGAUCAUACUCUUUAUGUUUCUAAAUCUAAUUGGUCUUGAUCAAUGAGAUAUGAUGCCCUUAGUAGUUUCACUAAA
Messenger RNA from Populus nigra (black poplar), 1382 nucleotides. RefSeq names its product zinc finger protein CONSTANS-LIKE 2-like. Gene Ontology annotation, molecular function: protein binding; zinc ion binding. The transcript is spliced from 2 exons. Lineage: Eukaryota; Viridiplantae; Streptophyta; Magnoliopsida; Malpighiales; Salicaceae. Gene Ontology annotation, cellular component: nucleus. The record is from RefSeq and is a predicted model, not a curated record. Bases 120 to 1229 code for a protein of 369 amino acids. Gene Ontology annotation, biological process: regulation of flower development.